Messenger RNA from Gavia stellata (red-throated loon), 3767 nucleotides. It is a transcript of the gene CAMKK2, whose product is annotated as calcium/calmodulin dependent protein kinase kinase 2. Lineage: Eukaryota; Metazoa; Chordata; Aves; Gaviiformes; Gaviidae. The coding region runs from base 1 to 1566 and encodes 521 amino acids. Gene Ontology annotation, biological process: protein phosphorylation; CAMKK-AMPK signaling cascade; activation of protein kinase activity. The transcript has 16 exons. The record is from RefSeq and is a predicted model, not a curated record. Gene Ontology annotation, molecular function: ATP binding; protein kinase activity.
AUGGCCUCGCUCAUUGUGGUGACCGAGUACGACGCGACGGGGAGCGCGAGCGAGGAGGAGGAGAUGAACGCACCCGGUGGCGAGGGUUUUGGGGACGGCCGGGAGCCGAGGGCGAAGUUGCACCUCUCUGGCCGAAAGCUCUCCCUGCAGGAGCGGUCGCAGCCUGCCCGCUCGCCCGGGAAUGGCGACGGUGCCAACGAACGCUUCAUCUACCCAUCCCUCCCUUACUCUCCGGUGACGUCCCCACACUCCUCCCCACGGCUGCCGCGGCGGCCGACGGUGGAGUCGAACCGUGUGUCCAUCACGGGACUCCAGGACUGUGUGCAGCUCAACCAGUACAAGCUGAAGGACGAGAUCGGGAAGGGCUCCUACGGGGUGGUGAAGCUGGCCUACAAUGAGGAUGAUAACACCUACUAUGCAAUGAAGGUUCUCUCCAAAAAGAAGCUGAUGAGACAGGCGGGCUUCCCCCGCCGCCCGCCGCCCCGCGGGGCCAAAGCUGCCUCCGAGGGCUGCCUGCAGCCCAAAGGGCCCAUAGAACAGGUCUACCAAGAGAUCGCCAUCCUGAAGAAGCUGGACCACCCCAAUGUGGUGAAGCUGGUGGAGGUCCUGGAUGACCCCAGCGAGGACCACCUGUACAUGGUGUUUGAACUGGUGAAGCAGGGCCCCGUGAUGGAAAUCCCAACCCUGAAACCUCUCAGCGAGGACCAGGCUCGGUUCUACUUCCAGGAUCUGAUCAAGGGCAUUGAAUACUUGCACUAUCAAAAGAUAAUCCACCGGGAUAUUAAACCUUCCAACCUCCUCGUGGGGGAAGACGGGCACGUCAAGAUCGCCGACUUCGGAGUGAGCAACGAGUUCAAGGGAGCCGAUGCCCUCUUAACCAACACAGUGGGCACCCCCGCCUUCAUGGCCCCCGAGACGCUCUCAGAAACCAGGAAAAUCUUCUCCGGAAAGGCUUUGGAUGUCUGGGCCAUGGGGAUCACGCUGUACUGCUUCGUGUUUGGGCAGUGCCCUUUUAUGGAUGAAAGGAUCCUGAGUUUACACAAUAAAAUCAAGACCCAAACGUUGGAGUUCCCAGACCAGCCAGAAGUUACAGACUUCUUGAAGGAUUUGAUUACACGGAUGCUGGAUAAAAAUCCCGAAUCUAGGAUUUCAGUCCCAGAAAUCAAGGAAAGUACUGUGCAACAGCCUUUCGCAGGAGAUUUCUGGUCCUCCGCCCCUGCGGGAGCCUGGAAGGGGCGAGAAGCUGAGAAAAUGGAGACUAAGUUGCACCCUUGGGUCACCAAGAACGGAGCGGAGCUGCUGCCCACAGAGGAUGAGAACUGCACCCUCAUCGAGGUGACAGAGGAGGAGGUGGAGAAUUCGGUCAAGCACAUCCCCAGCCUGGCCACCGUGAUCUUGGUUAAAACGAUGAUCCGGAAGCGAUCCUUUGGGAACCCGUUCGAGGGGAGCAGGAGGGAGGAGCGGUCAUUGUCUGCCCCUGGGAACCUGCUGCCGAAACAAGGCAGUGAAGAUAAUCUGAAAUGCAACGACUUGCCCAACGUGGGAGAGGAGGAACUUCUUUCAUGAACAUCGACUUUAUGGUUCUGUUGAGCAACUUGAUCCGGGGCACAUUAUUAAAGUGUGCAGCUGAGGAUGAGCGACAUUAACAGAGCCUACACCAAACACAGCAUGACAUGGCGCUAUUUCAGUAUAAUGCUGGAUGUAGAGCUUACAUAGCAGCAUGUUAUAAGACAUCCGACUACUUGUCAUAAACAUUGAACAUCUCCAAUCGCUUGGACUGCUGACUUCUUGUGAGAAAGGCACUGGCUGAUGGCAGAGAGGUGAGCUAUCGUGUUGAGCAGCAGCAGUGCUUUGCAAAAAAAAAAAAAAAAAGGCAGUCAAAAACAAAAAUGCAUUUGGAACUGCUUUUACCUGGUUUUAAUGCCAAAUAAUUUCCGGGGGCUAACGCCAGCGUCCCAGGGAUAUUGUAUGCCCAUCGCGUAGUCAGUGGGCACACGCAGAAGGGUGAAGCUUUUGCCAAGUGGCAUACACAAGAGUAAAACUACACGUGCACACUUUGAGAGUUCACGACCUGCCGGAAAUGUUGUUGCAUCUAUUUCUCGUCGUUCUGGUUUGUUUUUAAUUGACACCUUUUUAACUGCAUGGGAACAAAGCAAAAACCCACCUUUUCAGCUUUUUAAAGAAUGCCUACCUUUGUGAGCCAAGUUGUAUUAAACAGCAUCUUCGGGAUGUUGAGAAAGUGAGGUUAAUUACCUCCUAAGGUCUUGGUGUGACUAGGACUUGGUAAGUUGAGUAUUCAGCGUAUGAAAGGAAAAGGUAUUUAAGGGCUUAAGUUCAGUCUGAACUAAUUUUGCUGCAGACAUAUGAGUGAAAGGUGGUGUUUAGCUGAAUGUUUGUUUUGAACAGCAGAGGAAGCACUAACAACAGUUUGUUUCUAAAUCUUUUACUUGAUCUAGGUAGUUAUAUUAUUAAAUAUAAAAUUCAGGGUAAAAUCCUUCACUUCCAUGUACAUUACAUGGUUUACUACAAUUAAAAAUAAUACAACAUGCUAUUUUUUAAGUAUAGACUUAGGGCUUGCUUAGAAUUUAAGAUCUUAUUGAAAUACUUGGAUUAGCUAGUAAUUUUCAAAGAAACUUUUGUUUUCCAAACUCUUAAUCUGGAUUUUGGGGCCAAUGCUAUGUAUUUUUUGCAAGUUCGUUACCAGUAAUUCGUGAAUGCCUGUGGAUCAGAGGCUUGUUAGUAAACUAAGUGUAUACCUAAUUCAUGGAUUGUUUCUUAUGAAGAGCUCUUUCACCUUCAGUCAGAUUACUCUGAUUAUUUUGUGGUGCUUGUAAAAAAAUAAUAAUCUAUCGCGUAGUGGGAGAGCUUCUGAUGUCCAGACUCACUUUCCUAAGUUCUCUGUGCUCGGACAAAGCUGGAGAAUGGCGGAUUGUGGGUGAGCUGGAGAAGAGUCAGGGUUUGCUUGAGGAAAGGGGUCACGGCGAGUGCAGUUGUUUUGUGGAUGGAGCUUGGGAGUGGGGGGGAAAGGUCUGACGACUUCUCAGUCUGAUGUGGUUGUGAGACCGUGAAUAAGGCAUUUAAAAUGAUGGUGUACCUGAAAGAGGGGGAGGAUUCGAAUGUUCCAAGCAUGUAAGGGACUGCUAAGGCAUAAUUCUUUGCCCUGAGGAGGAAGGCACUAGGAGAGACCCAAGUUAUUUUGCUUAAUGAUAAUCUCUGCCUGCUAACCCUGGCCACGGGUGCCCUGCCUUUUGGAAGUGACCGUCCCCUUGUCUUCCUUGAUCUUGAGCACCACAAGCAGCAGCACGCUGAGGUCCUUGGCCCCGCUGCAGUUGGACCUGGCCCGGUAAUUUCUGGUUAGGACAGGUCUUUGUUAAAGCCAGCGUAGCAUUAGCAAGUGUGCAGGUGCCUACACAAACUGUCCCUUACAUCUUUUGAUCACUCGAAGCAACGUUCCCCCUAAAUCGCAAUUUAUUACUGAAAGAUUGUGCUGCUGGCCUCUCUCCAAAGCCAGUGACGAUGGUUUGUGGUUUAGGAGCAGUACUACGGAGUUUGGAGCCAUAAGACACGCACUGUUCUCCUCCCAUUUUAGUCCGAGGCUAUGCCAAAGCCCUGCAGCUUCAGCUAUGGGAAAACCAAACAGGUAACUUGAGUGCCAGCACUACUACAGCCGCCUGCUCCCCCCAUUCCUAAAUUUUCAUUGCGGAAAUGCAUGUGAGCAGGCAGCUUCGUUCUCUACCCUUGUAAAUGGACUUGUUCUGCCAAAAAAA